Messenger RNA from Amblyraja radiata (thorny skate), 3068 nucleotides. Its product is annotated as noelin. Gene Ontology annotation, biological process: signal transduction. Lineage: Eukaryota; Metazoa; Chordata; Chondrichthyes; Rajiformes; Rajidae. The coding region runs from base 325 to 1722 and encodes 465 amino acids. The transcript has 6 exons. The record is from RefSeq and is a predicted model, not a curated record.
UUGAUGUCACAUCCUGCGCUAGUUCCCGGACUCCACACUCGGGCUGUGAGCGCUUCUCUCUCCGCUCCGCUCCGCCGACCUGCCUACUCGCUCCGCCCGCUCUGCCCGCUCACUUGCUGCCGGUGGGGCUGAGAUGCGGCUGCAGGCAGGUGCCUGACCCGGACCGAGCCAGGGAGAGUGAGAGGGGGAGAGGGGGAGAGAGUGAGAGAGGGAGGGAGGGAGGGGGAAGGGGCAGCGACGCCGAGCCGAGCCGAGCCGGGACAAGGCAGGCGGGACAGCAGGUGCAGGACAGCCCGGGACAAGCGCACAGGGAGCGGGAGCAACAUGAAGACACAGCCCGCGGGCAGGAGGGAGCGCGGCCGAGCCCGGCUCCUCAUCCUCGGGGUCUUGCUCAUCAGUGUCCAGCUCACCCAGGUACUACCAGAUAAUGCUGAGGAUGGCUGGCGAGUGUUCAGCUCGGCGCCUGACAGCGAGGGGAGGUGUAUCUGUACCGUGGUGGCCCCCCAGCAGACUCUGUGCUCUCGUGACGCUCGCACCAAGCAGCUGCGGCAGCUCCUGGAGAAGGUGCAGAACAUGACUCAGUCCAUCGAGGUGCUGGACCAACGGACCCAGCGGGACCUCCAGUACGUGGAGAAAAUGGAAACACAGAUGCGAGGCCUGGAGUCAAAGUUCCGGCUGGUGGAGGAGUCUCACAAAGCACAUCUCUCCCGACAGUUUCAGGCCCUAAAAUCGAAAAUGGAUGAACUGUUGCCAUUGAUCCCCGUGCUGGAGCAGUAUAGAGCUGAUGCUAAGUUGGUGUUGCAGUUUAAGGCGGAAGCAACGAAUCUGACGGCUGUACUGGCCGCACUGCAGGAGGAGAUCGGAGCGUAUGACUACGAGGAGCUCCUGGGCAGAGUCUCCAGUCUUGAGGACAGGCUUCGGGCCUGCAUGCAAAAAUUAGCCUGCGGCAAGCUGACGGGGAUCAGUAACCCGGUCACCAUCAAGACGUCAGGAUCGCGGUUCGGAGCCUGGAUGACCGACCCGGCCUCGCCAGAGGGCGACACCAAGGUUUACUACAUGGAUGGCUACCACAACAACCGCUUUGUGCGGGUGUACAAGUCGCUGCAGGACUUCAUGAGCACGGACAAUUUCACAGUGCACCGGCUGCCGCACCCGUGGUCGGGCACGGGGCAGGUGGUCUACAACCAGACGCUCUACUUCAACAAGUACCAGAGCCACAUCAUCAUCAAGUUCCACAUCCCCAGCGAGCGCCUGCUGAUCCAGCGCAGCCUGGACUACGCCGGCUACAACAACGUGUACCCGUACUCGUGGGGGGGCCACUCCGACAUCGACCUGAUGGUGGACGAGGGGGGCCUGUGGGCCGUCUACGCCACCAACCAGAACGCGGGCAACAUCGUCAUCAGCAAGCUGGACCUGGUGACGCUGGAGGUGGUGCGCAGCUGGAACACGGGCUACCCCAAGCGCAGCGCCGGCGAGACCUUCAUGAUCUGCGGCACCCUCUACAUGACCAACUCCCACCUGGGCGGCGCCAAGGUCUACUACUCCUACAACACCAACACCUCCACCUACGAGUACACCGACAUCCAGUUCCACAACCAGUACUCCCACAUCUCCAUGUUGGAUUACAAUCCCAAGGACAGAGCCCUGUACACCUGGAACAAUGGUCACCAGGUCCUCUACAACGUCACCCUCUUUCACAUCAUAAAGUCCGACGAAUUCUAAAACUCGCCUUCAUUUAUACGGCGGCGCAGUCCAUAGAGAGAUAUAUAGAUCUGUAGAGGUGUACAGGUAUAUAUAUAUUCUGUAGAAACAACACUUAGCAUCAUUGAGUGUCUAGGUUAUUCUCCUCGUUUGAGAGAGCUUCUCGUUAAACAUUGACUUUAUCCGGUUCCCAAUACAACAAGAACUGGAGUCGGACUCAACCAGGAAUGGACACUUUCCUGCCCAUCCUUCUCCUAGUCCUCCAUCUUUGUCCUCCCCUUCUCCGUUCCCAUGUCCCCACCCCAUCUCUCCCUCUCGCAACGCUUUCUCCAUCUGGGAGCUCCAUCAUAUCAUCUCACCCACUCUGCCCGACCCUCCCUUCUACCCCUCUCACCCUCCAUUCUAUCCCUCUGCCUCCCCAGCCUUCCUGAUCUCGCCCUCCAGGCCCCGUUCCCUGCCCUUCUGCCCGCUCUCCCCUCACUUCAUCUCUCCCCUCACCUACCAGCUCCACAUUUUACUCUCCCCCUCUCCACAUUUUACUCUCCCCCACUCUAUUCCCACUCCACCCCCCCCCCCCUCUUCCCCUCCUCCUCACCUCCCCCCCCCCCCCCAAAUGUGGAGGGGGGAGGAGGGGGGACCCGAGUGGUUUCCCACCAAACCAAGGGAUCCGUGGUGGGAAUCGAACCGGGAGCAGGUCCUGAAUAAACCACGUCAACGAUCCCAGCUGAUGCGCAAGAGGCAUCUGUGCCCAUUGAUCAAUCUAUCUCCGAUACUCCCGCCGAUGUCAGGGGAAGGCAGGCAGGCAGGCAGGGCGAUCAAAACCCUCACGCCCAUGUCUCCCUCCCCCUCACCACCCAGUCCCAGGCACCUGGGGAGGGGGAAGACAGUGACAAAGACUGGUUGCAACUACUAACCCACUACCAAAGGAGCGGGAAGAAUCUACUGGAUGGGACUAUUGGACUGGAUGGAUUUGCCUCUCAUUGUUACCUGCUGCAAACUUACACAGCUGCCUCAUCAUCAUCACUGGGAAGGAGGUUGCUAUUUAUUGUGAAGAGAUGUAAUUGUUGAAAAACUGGUUUCUGCAUUAAGUGAGUCAUAUCGUGAAUUAUGUGUCACAGCUUGUCGGUGGCACAUUGUUAUAGCCCAUUUAACAAACGUGUGUUGGUAUUGCAACGUGAGGUGCUUCAUAUUUAGAUGUCAUUAACUUGGAGUACUUUUUUCCAUCAUAAGCACCUGGCAUUUUAAGGUUUGGUUCUGAAGGUCAACCCAGGGCUACUUGUAGAAGUUUCAUCUUCAGCCCAUCAAUAAGGUGCCAAUGGCCAGACCAUGUCAUCAUCACAUUAGUAAAUCCUACAGUUAUCAGCUGC